AUGGUGCAGAGGAAGCCGGAGCGCAAGAAGCCCAAGGACCCCGACGCCGUGCCGACUGGGGGCGGUGGCCCUGGCCCGGGAAGCAGGGGUGGCUCUGGCGGUGGCGGUGGCGGCAUGACCCCGGCGCCGCUCCCCAACUACAUGAGGGCGACGAAGGUCGGAGCCUCCGGGGCCCCCGCCGCGCCGCAGCCGCAGCCACAGCAGGGGAGGGCGAAGGUGGCGCUGACGGCUGCGGCGGCGACGGCGGUGCCGCGCGCGGGCAGGGCCACGUGCUCCUCCGCCAUGAAGGGGCCCGGGGCCGACGGGCCGGCGCACGCGUGCCCGUACGCGUACUGCUCCUUCAAGGGCCACGCCCACGCGCCGCCCCUGGGCACUUUCGUGGCGGAGCGGAGGCGGCUCAUCAAGACGCAGCAGAGCAUGAAGCUCAAGGGCGCCUCGCCUUUCCGCAAGCCCAGCACCGCCGGAGGCCGCGGCUAUUUCGUCGAGAUACGUGCCGGGUCCACCGCGCCGACGGUGACCUCGGACGUGAGCUGCAGCGACAUCUCUGCGGAGGACUCGCCGGAGGGUUUGGGUGCUGCUUCCGUGGAUGACGGUUCAUGCGCGUCCAGCGACGUGAUCUCGGUUAGUUCGGUAGAGCUGUUGGGGACGACCGAGCAUCGCGGCCGUGAAGAGAAGGAGACCUUGGUGGUCAUGGUGGAUCAUGAAGGCGGGGACUUCUGUGGCUGCAAGUCUGACAUCUCCGAGGAGCUGCUGGAUGCUAAUCAUGGAGGAAACAUUCCUGAAGGUGAAGUUCCUUGCAAUGCUUCCUCUAUUCCUACCGCUCGUGCACAUGUUGGAAUCGAGAAGCAAUUGUUCAUGCCUGAUGAACGACAAGGACAUGGCGAUUUUGAAGGUGGCGUCGGCGAUGCUCCAAAGGAAUCAUCAGUCGAUAGCAUUUCCAGCUCGCUCAGUGGGAUAAGCUUUGAAGAUGUUAGCUCUGCUUGCGUCUAUGAAGCAUCCUCUCAGAAGAAGAACAGGUCCAGCAUUGCCAGGAGGAGGAGAACAUCCGAACAGGGUGUCAAGCAAAUUCGUCCUUUCAAACCCAAGCCUCCAAACUUCCUUCCUGCAGAAACCGGUCCAGAGGCAGAGAAAGUUGAUCUCAAACAUCAGGCGGUGGAUGAUCGGAGGGCCGCUGAGGAGUGGAUGGUUGACUACGCUCUUCGGAAGGAAGUAAAGAAACUGGCUCGUGCUCAGAAGAGAAAAGUUGAGAUGCUUGUCCAGGCCUUUGAAUCUGUUCUGCCCACGGUUUCAAAUGAGAAGAAGCCCGAGCAACACGAUAAUGGUGACAAGAGAACAUUCACUCUUACAUGGCCUUCGCAAGCAUGUAGCUGA
This is a messenger RNA of Miscanthus lutarioriparius, 1371 nucleotides long. The record is from the annotation of a GenBank genome assembly. NCBI's taxonomy places the organism in Eukaryota, Viridiplantae, Streptophyta, Magnoliopsida, Poales, Poaceae.